UGGCGAAGAUUUAAAUUUAUAUAUAUGUAUAUAUUGGUAAUAAAAAGAGCACUGGGACCCUGCGACUCGGGAGCAGAAGGCGGUUUGGGGUUGCGGGCGAUGCUUCAACAUCAAACACUGGGACUCUGAGAAUUUGCAAUUUGGAAGUUGAACGAACACCAAGAAAAUUUCCAUGAAAAUUGAAAUAUGCGCUUCCUCUUAAACGCCGAUCUGUUAGGUCAGAGUUGUUUGUGAGGAUGUCCAGACCUUGGGUACUGGUUUGUUUGCUCCUGUUAAUUGUAUUUACAUCACAGUUUGAGUGGAAGCAACAAUAUGGAAAUGAACCUGAAGCAAGUCCAAACACUUCCAGGAAACAACAAUAUAUCUCUGAAAGAGAGGAAUCCGUAAAAGAAAAAAUUAUACUUUCUCAAGAGAAAAAUAUACAGAAACUUAACGAGCUUGUAAGAAGCCUUAGGGAACAGUUGCAGCAGUGCAAGGGUGAGCAUGAAAUGGUCAAUGCCACUGCAACCCCUUUGACUGAACUUCUAACCGAGCUUGAAAGACAGCCCCUAUUGGAGGACUAGUUAUGAACCACAUAUUUUGAACGUUAUGCUUAAUAUUUGUAACUAGGAAAAUCUUGUUUCUUUUUUAUUGACAAUUCUACUGCGUUUUGAUUGUACAUUCUCAUUGCACUCGAGUUGCAAAGACACUGUUAAAUCUACUAUCUCAUGUGAUCAAACCUGUAAACGAGUGAAGUCCAGACAUUUUCCUCUU
Molecule: messenger RNA, 753 nt
Organism: Ziziphus jujuba (common jujube)
Lineage: Eukaryota; Viridiplantae; Streptophyta; Magnoliopsida; Rosales; Rhamnaceae
Exons: 3
Coding region: 237-563 (108 amino acids)
Source: RefSeq, a predicted model, not a curated record